Messenger RNA from Culicoides brevitarsis, 3044 nucleotides. RefSeq lists its product as uncharacterized. Lineage: Eukaryota; Metazoa; Arthropoda; Insecta; Diptera; Ceratopogonidae. The transcript is spliced from 7 exons. The coding region runs from base 78 to 2879 and encodes 933 amino acids. The record is from RefSeq and is a predicted model, not a curated record.
UAGUAAUGUUUUUAAUUACGUAAUGCGAUGAUAUUUAGCAUCAAACUACACCGCUGCUUAACCCAAUUUCGAGAAAAAUGGAAAAUUCUCGAGUAAAACCAACACCAGGAGUUGAGGAAGCAUUAUUUUCAAUGCUAUGGACUCCAUAUCCUGACAAUUCAUCAGAAUCAUCGUCUUCUGAUGAAUCCGAAACAUUUAAACGCAAGAAAAGACCAUUAACGUGGGCAGUUAAUGACAAUCAUGAUAAUUGCGGUGUACGUCCAUAUUCAAUUAGUUCACGUCUAAGCUAUCCGACUUACUAUCCCUCAAGUUACUUCACAACAACAGAUCAUCAUCAUCAUCAUCACCUUAUUGUUCCGAGGGCAAUGCCACAAUCUUUUAUUGACAAUUUUUCACCACCUCAUUGGGAAGAAGAGAAUCGUCGACCUACAGUCAAUAGCAAUGAAAUCAAUCAUCAAACAAAUCAACAACAAUCUGGUUUUAUUAAUUUUUAUAAUAAUAAUAAUCUUUCAUCGAAAUCCAUGGUUCCAAUACCUUCAUCAAAUACCAGACGCGAACCGGUUUUUGUUGGAGGGGGCAGUUCAUUCUGCCCAAACUACCAGUUCAGUUGCGUGAGAGUUGUUGAUGAGAUUGGAUCAAAUGUGGGAGUUGCGCAAAGUGAUCACUAUAGUUUGAUCCAGGGGGAACAAAAAAAGCUAAAUAAAUUUAUUGUGGAAAGUACUUUAAGUGGAAUGCGUACUGUCAAUAUGACAACAACAACGACAAUUAUCACCAACAAUGAUGCAUUAAACAGUUGUCGCAAUAACACACAUAUUUAUGUGACGUCGUCUUCUUCAUCGAACACCUCAACACCUCGGGUAUUGUCAGAUGCAACAACCAUUAAAAGUUUAGAAAAGGUUGAUCCGGUUGAAGGAAGCUUAACGAUUCCCGUGAAUCAGCAAACAUCAAAUGUGAAUAUUGUAAAUUGCUAUAGAACUGUGCCUGUUCAAAUAGUGAAUGAAGAAGAAAAUGAUGACAAUAGUGUGAAGGAAAAUCCAAAUACUGUAAAAAGUAAAAAUUUAAAUAUAAAUAAUAAAUGUGAUAUAAUUGAAGUAGCGGAUGACGCAAAAGAAAAUAAAAAGUCAUCUAAGAAUACCAAAUUGUCAUCCAGUAUAAUAAAUAUAUCAGCUAAUGAGAACUUAAAUUCAAUAACAAGUGAUAAUAGUAAUGAUAAAAAGUAUAAUAAUACAAAGGGGCUAACUCCCUUUGACACAUGUAAUUUAGAUCAAAGCAUAUAUAUUUCUAGCAGUGAUCAAACAAAUAUCGCCAAUGUCGAUGCAAUAAAUUCCGUACAUGAUCCGAUAAAUGUGCAAGAAAAUGUAGUGUUAUCUCAUUCAGUUCCUUCGUCGCGUGAGCAAAGGCGUCGUGAACGUCGCGAGCGUCGCGCAGCCCGAAGUCGCAUGUCUCACAUCCAUGCAUUACAUGCACAAGAAGCAAUAAGUAAUCCAAAUAAUAUUACUGCAACUGCUCAGAUGCAUCAAAUUCCAUUGAGUCAUGCGAUAAUCGGAGCUAAUCAAGUACGUCCGUUAUCGGGAGGUAAUUUCCAAAUUGUGCCCGACUUAUUACACAGCCAUUUGCCACCACCGUAUACGACAUUGCCAGUGCAAGAAAAUUCAGCGACUCUUUUAACAACACCGGUACCAGUUCCUGUUAGUGCUGUGGAUAAUUGCAGAUACAGCUUUCCCUUACCAAUUAUAAGAAGGUCACCAUCUGAACGUUCAGGUAAAGGAUGCUGCACACAAUGGUUUGCAUUUGCGGGACCUCCAUUACGGGCACUAAUAGCUGUGGUUGCUCUUGGUGGAGUUGCGUGUGCUUUGGGAGGUGCUGCGUUAGGUGCCACAAGUCUUGCGGGUCCACCACAAUCACAUUUCACUGCAGCUUUAUUGAUGAUCGGUGUUGGAGUAAUAUUGGUAACAAUUAGUGGAGCAGCAUGGAAGAUGACAGCACCAGGUGGACCACCUUGUCUUAGUUUAGAAACCAGUGCAGACCUGGGACGCUGUAAUAGGAGAGCAUGUACAAGAUCCGGUGCAAAUGGACAUAUGAUUUAUCCUGAAUUUCAACAUAGAGCGCCCCCACCUUCAUAUCAAGCGAGUAUGCAGGAGUAUAGAUUAAGAUUACUCUUGUUAGAUAGAGAUAGACAGACAUCUGUGUUGAGAGUAGUGUCUCCUCCACCAACAUAUCGUUCAACGUCUGGUAGUUUAUUAAGGACAACAAUGGUGACGCAUAACAAUCAAUCUAGACAUCAGCCACCUUCUUCAUCAACUGCUAGUGGACGUUUAUUUGGUGGUAUCAGUGAGAUAAUAAAUGGUUUUAGUUAUAGUAUUAAUAAUAAAAAUAACAACCAAAACAAUAUUGAGAACAUAAGUAACAACUCCAGCGAAGCUACUCUUCCGCCAAGUUAUCGCACAAGAAAUAAUCAUCACACCACUGGAAGCCAUUUGCGACCCGUAUCGGCGUAUAAUAACGAUUCAAAUCACGAUUUCACAUUAACUGUGCAUAGCUCAUCGAUGGAUAAUUUAUCAGUAAACAUAACACCAUCAUUGUCCUUUCAGCAAUCGCCAUCUAAUUUUUUUACUGAAGAACAGCCAAAAACUGUAAAUAGUAGUUACAGCAGUAGUAGUUUAAACCAUAUAAAUAGUGAAACAACUAAUGAAAUAAAUAAAAUAAAAAUUAAUGAAAACUCGUUAAAUAAUGAUAAUAAUAGUAAUAAUGAUUUAGUUACCAUAGUUACCAUAUCAGGGCUUAUUGACGAAAGUGAAAAUAAAAAUAGUGUCAAUGAUUUGACUUCGCUAACAGUAGAAACAUCGUCGUCCAAAUUUGAUGCUUUAGUACAUUUAUAGCAAAAAUAACCUUUUACUCGAAUUGUUUCAUUUUUGUUUGCCAAAACUAAUUUUAUUACGAACUAAAAUUGCCAGUUACUAUUUAGACAUAAAUUUCUAGAAAUAAGUUUCUUCAGAAAAAUUCAGACAGAUAAAUUCAGAAUUUGUACAAAUCCACGCAAAAAA